Messenger RNA from Haliotis rufescens (red abalone), 2431 nucleotides. Its product is annotated as coiled-coil domain-containing protein 112-like. The transcript is spliced from 14 exons. Lineage: Eukaryota; Metazoa; Mollusca; Gastropoda; Lepetellida; Haliotidae. The record is from RefSeq and is a predicted model, not a curated record. The coding region runs from base 38 to 1513 and encodes 491 amino acids.
CCAACCAAUCAGAAAUACGAUAGCAGUGAGCGUCAAAAUGGCAGCCAAACCUAAAACAACACAGGUGGUCAACACAUCCCGAAAUGGAGAAGUCAUGGCAUGGAAAACCAAAACUGAGCAGGCCAAAAAGGGUGAAAUUUUACGGGAAAUUAAUAAAUUGGAGAUACAAAUUCAGGCAAUGGAGAGAGAGAAGGGAACACAUAUCUACAGCAAGCGAAGUGACUAUAGAGCAGACUUCGUUCAACUUGAAGAGCAGGAUAGCAAGAUGACCACACAAAGGAAGACAGAAAAGAUAAAGUUACGCCAACAGUUAGAGAAGAUAAGCCACAUGGUGAAGAGGUUUCAACGAGAACUGAAGGAUAUCAAACCCACACCUGAAUUUGUUGAGAAGUUGAAGGUGAUCAUGGAGGACAUAGAAGGAACUAUAAACACAUUCAAGUUGCAGCAGCGUCAGUUGUAUGAGGAACUGAUGAAGGAAGAGAGGACGACCACACAGGAGAUCCAGGCGCUAGAGAAGAGAUUCGAGGUGUGGAGUCAGGUCCGAGAUGGCGGGGCAUCUGCUACCAGAGUUGCCAGUGUCAGGGCACCCUCAACAGCUCGAGACAUCACCAAAGAUCUUCCACCAGAAGUUGCAGCCUUUGAGAAAUUUCUCCAGCAAACAGGCGGAGUGCGUGGGGGUUGGGAUGAGUAUGACCAUCAGACCUUCCUCAAGUUCAGGAACAGAUUCAAGGGCAAGAAUGUGUUUGUGCAGCACCUGAUUCCAGCACUGCCAACAAAGCAGGAAGACGAAAUCCACGACCAUGAGUCUUGGUAUCAGGAAUAUCUCUUCCUCAACGAUGUCAAGAAGGAUGCUAUAAAAGCGUGGAGACAAAGGAAACAGGGGGAGAAGGAGGAGCUGCUGGCCCAUGUGGAUGAGGAGAACCUGGAGGAAGAGCAGGAAGAGAUGAGAAAGGCCCAGCUAAAGGAGGAGGUGGAGAGUGAGAAGAGGGAGAGAUUUUCACGCCUGAAUGCAUGGAGGGUGCAGAAGGAGCUGGAGAAGGCCCAGGUGGAGGAGCGGAGGAUGAGGGAGGAGAUGGCUCGAACCAAGAAACAGGAAGAUGAAAAGAAAAGACAGAUGGAGAUGCGGUCACGGGUGUUGGAGUACAAGCAACAGCGAAAGGAUGAGGAGGAGUUCCUCCGGGCGCAGGAGGAGAGGUGGGAGCAGGUGGAGAGUGAGAGGAAGCAGCAGCUGUCCGCCCGGGAGAUUGUCAAGUUCAGGGACCGGGAUCUAAAAGCGGUAUCUGAGAGGGUUAUGAAGAAGAAGGCCAAAGAAGAAGAAGAAAUAGAAAAAGAGAAAAAAUUGGCGAGAAUAAAGCAACAGGUGGAGAUGUUUGUUCCGAGAGAUCCCACCCGCCUGUAUAAGCCGACCAAAGGGUGGAAGGAAAGACUGAAAGAACCGGGUCCGAGUGGCGGGGGCCAGGUGCUUCAAAUGCCUCACAGAGCUGUUCCAUCCUGGAGGCAAGGCCUCAACUGACUGCGGACACCUGCCACCCAAGAAAACAGCUGGUGGAAGUUUACAACAGAAAGAUUAAAGUGCAAUUCUAUUUUCAAACAAAGUGUAUUUGGGUCACACAGGCGAGCAAUCUGGUCCCAUUAGAACUAUUACCUGUAUUACUUUACCUUCCAAACUUUUUAUUCAAUAAACAUAAUAAACAUUCAAUAAAAGGUGGGUUUAGCUGGCUAGCUGGCAGACAAGUACUUAAACAUCCCUCUUCGUGUUGAUGUCAUAUUUGUGAAGUGAGAAUACCACAUAUGACCCGACUGCAAUAUUAUGCUGACAGUUUAGAACCAUGUGCACAUAUGUAUCAUGUACUAUGCUUGAGCACAAAGUGCCUUGAACAAGGUGCAUUAAUAAAAAUCAUUUGCUAGAUAUAAACAUGUAUGUAUAUACAAAUAAAUUAACAACAUACCGUGAGCGACAUCAAGUACCCGAUGUAAGAUCUUGAUCUCAAGAUGUACUUUGUUCAGUUUACACUCAGGUUGUGUCAGUCUGGGGCGUUGUGAGCUUCCAUGGCUGCAUGUCAUAUCUACCACAUCAUAUCUAGAAAUCAUUUAUUACCACUUUGUUUAUGUUUGUAUGUAUAUUUUUCUGAAUCUCUGGUUUAACUAGUUCCGUCCAAGCCAUAUACUUUGUAUAUUUUAUACCUUGUUUUUAGCCAGGUCACAUUAUGUUUGGUUGUAAUCAUAGAUGUGACACUUCAGUUUUACAAGAUAAACAUACAUGACAUAUGAAUACUAUCACAGUGACAAUGGUUUAUAACAAGGAAUGUCUUUGUUUGGUUUCAUGUUCUAUUUAGGGAUGAAAUUGAUGUGAUUUGACAACAUUGUCGAUCCUUUCAGUAGCACAUGUCGGAGCAAGUCUGUGUGCAUUAUCGAGUCUCACACAGUAGGG